GCCAUGUGUCGCCCCCUGGUGUUGAGUGAGUGUCGGUGCAGUGUCCAGCAGCGGGCGGACAGUGAGAACAGUCCGGAAACAGUGAGCUGUGAGCGGACCCACUAACCUCCAUCUGGACGGAGCCGCCUCCAGGUUCCUCCCCGGAGCUCCUGCCUUCAGUCCCGCGGACCUGAGAUGGAUUAACCGGGGCGGGGACCCCCUGAAGCCCGCGGCUGCUGCAGGCUCCUCCUACCACGUGGCCUCAUGGCGUCCCGGCUGCUGGAUCGUCUGAAGCGGUCGCUGUUCAAAGAUGUUCACUGGGAGGUAACGGAACAGGAAGCAGGAGACACACAGGAGGUGGAGGAGUUUGAUGAGGACCGGUGGGAGGCGGAACUGGCGGAGGAGGAGGAGUGCGUGACUGAUCGCCUGGGGGGGACUCUGUCCUUCGAUAGCGCAGGAGGAGGAGGAGUGGAAGAAAGUGGCGAGGGGCUGGACAGUGACUCCGACUUCCUGGGAGAGUCGAUGGAGGAGGGGCUCAGCAGCACAGAUGCCAGUCCUGUCGGUGCGUCACCUGUCGGCCCCUCCCCCUCCUCCCUGCUGACACGGCAGCUUCAGGAGAGCUGGAGGAGCCUGUGCGGACUCGAAGGAGGAAGUCCCGUCCCCUCUGGACGACGGCUGAUGGACAACUUGUUGUUUGAGGUCACCGACGCCAGUGUGAUGCAGGACGGCUCCGCAAAAUACGUGCUCUACACCGUCCACGUGAUCCAGACCGGCGGCAGCGACAAGACGCCUGCUGUCAUCACCCGCCGCUACUCCGACUUUCAGCGCCUUCAUGCCACACUGAGGCGAAAUCAUUCAGACCUGAUGGAUCGUGUGUGUUUUCCACGUAAGAAGCUGCGGAGGAACUUCACGGCCGAGACGAUCGCCAGACGCAGCCGGGCCUUUGAACAGUAUCUGUCUCACCUGUGUUCACUGCCCGUCCUGCGGGGGGCGCUCUGUGUGCGACAGUUCUUCUACCUGACCGACCUGCAUGCUGGACAGCUGCUCAUCAGGGUGGGACGUUACCAGGAGGCGCUGGGUCCGCUGCUCAACGCCAAGAGGCUGCAACAGAAACUGGGCUGGGCCAGUUACUACGACACCCAGGCUCAGGCCCUGCCCCCGGCCUCCUCCCAUUGGUUCUUCACCCUCGUGGGGCUGUCGUGCUGUUUCCAAGAAGUGGACCAGCUGGAGGAGGCCGGGGAUCACUGUGACCACGCCCUCCGUGUCCUGACGCCCGCCGACCCUCAAACUGACGCACAGGACAAGCCCAUCCCACAGAAUGCUGCACCCCUCCCACAAAUGGACAGGCCACACCCCCUCCUGUUACCGUUGCUGAGGGCGGUGGUUCGGCUUUUAUGGCAGACGGGACGAGACAAGCGGCAGUGGGAGGAGCUUUUGCAGCAGCUUGAGGAGCAGUGGGCGGGGCUAGACAAUCAGCCAACCAUCAAAGAGUUUCUGGUAAAACACAACCUGCAAGAGAGUGAGGGGGCGGGGUUAGCAUGACGUCACACAUCGCAGUGCGACACGACAGAAACAUCAAAAUAAUUUAUCCAGAAUAAAAUAAGAUAUAGAAGAAAGUGAUGUCAUCAGAGAAAAUUAUAUAAAGAGGAAAAAUAAUUAUAUGAGCGAAGUUUAAGUUAUUAUAAAAAUAUUUUAUCGAUACGACUUCGCAUCCACAAGAAAAAUGUGGAAAAAUUCAAAUUACAGUAAGAGAAGGUCAAUUUGUAAUAAAUCAGUUAUUUCAGUUUUUACUCAAUAAUUUUUUACAACUGUUGGGAUAUUGUGUAAAAUAUUUUGAG
Paralichthys olivaceus (Japanese flounder) is the source of this 1817-nucleotide messenger RNA. RefSeq names its product sorting nexin family member 21 (gene snx21). Lineage: Eukaryota; Metazoa; Chordata; Actinopteri; Pleuronectiformes; Paralichthyidae. Gene Ontology annotation, molecular function: phosphatidylinositol phosphate binding. Gene Ontology annotation, biological process: protein transport. The record is from RefSeq and is a predicted model, not a curated record. Gene Ontology annotation, cellular component: early endosome membrane.